CUCGAGCCGGCGCUGAGUGCGUCGACGCUCGAGGCGGUGGCGUCGCUCGGCUUUGAGCGCGCCACGCCGGUCCAGGCCGCCGCCAUCCCGCGGCUGCUCCGCCACCAGGACGUCGCCGUGCAGGCGUGCACCGGCUCUGGCAAGACGCUCGCCUUUCUGCUCCCGCUGUACGAGCUCCUCGCGCGGCGCGAGACGCCGCUCACGCCCAAGCAGGUUGGCGCGCUCGUGAUCGAGCCGACGCGGGAGCUCGCCGCGCAGGUCCACGCCGUCGCGCUCCGCUUCGCCGAGCGGCGCGCCGCGAGUGCCGCCGCCGUCGGCGCAGCCGCCAUCGCCGCAAUCUUGCCGCCAGUUCUCGUGGUGGGCGGGACCGACCUCGCCGAGUCCAUCGCCUCGCUGGGCGCGGCGGGCGCGCACGUGCUCAUCGGCACGCCCGGCCGCCUCGAGGACGUGCUCGGCCGGACGGAGCGCAGCCUCUCUCUGCGCGAGCUCGAGCUGCUCGUGCUUGACGAGGCCCGAGAUCGCCCCUCCCUCGCCACCCCCUCGCGUGAGCAGGCGGACCGGCUCCUCGACAUGGGCUUCGAGGCCAAGCUGAACGCAAUCCUCUCCCGGCUGCCAAAGCAGCGCCGCACGGGCCUCUUCUCCGCCACGCAGACCGACGAGCUGCUCCAGCUCGCGCGCGCCGGCCUCCGCAACCCCGUCAAGGUCACCGUCAAGGUGGAGGCGGCGGCGUUCACCCUGACGCCGUCCUCGCUUCGCUCGUACGUCCUGGUGGUCGGCGAGGCGGAGCGGCUGCCGCAGCUCGUGAUGGUCUACUUCCUCACCUGCGCGUGCGUCGCCUUUUACUCUGCGACGCUGCCGCAGCUGCCGGCGCUGCGCGGCGCCUCCUUUGCGGCGCUGCACGGCAAAAUGUCGCCCAAGCCGCGGCGGCGCGCCUUUGACACCUUUGCGCAGCAGCAGCAGGGCGCGGUGCUGCUCUGCACUGACGUCGCGGCUCGAGGGCUCGACUUGCCGGACGUGGACUGGGUGGUGCAGUUCGACGCGCCGCAGGAGCCGAGCGCCGCUUGCGCGGGUAGUCCCGCCCUCGGACACGGCCGUGACCCGAACGCCUAUGUGCAUCGCGUCGGCCGCACCGCCCGGAUGGGCCGCUCGGGCGCGGCGCUGCUGCUGCUGCGGCCCGAGGAGGAGGCGUACGUCCACUUCCUCGCGGUGCGCAAGGCGCCGGUCGAGCCGCGCGAGCCCGAGCCCUCCGCGCCGCCCGUGGCGGAGGCGCUCACGCGGCUGGCCGUGGCGGACCGCGCCGUGAUGGAGCGCGGCGCCGCGGCGUACGUCUCCUUCCUCAAGGCGUACCAGGAGCACGUCUGCCGGUACGUCUUUGUGUUCGACAAGCUCGACCUCGGCGCGCUCGCCUCCGCGAUGGGCUUGCUGCGCCUGCCGCGCGUGCGCGAGCUCGGCAAGAAGCGCAAGCGCGGCAAGGGCUCGUGGGUCGAGUUCACGCCGGCCGCGCAGGUCGAUCUCGAGGCGGUGCGCUACAAGGACAAGCAGCGCGAGCGCCUCCGC
Messenger RNA from Emiliania huxleyi CCMP1516, 1557 nucleotides. RefSeq lists its product as hypothetical. The annotation marks the transcript as partial. Gene Ontology annotation, molecular function: nucleic acid binding; RNA helicase activity; ATP binding. Gene Ontology annotation, cellular component: nucleolus. The record is from RefSeq and is a predicted model, not a curated record. The transcript has 5 exons. NCBI's taxonomy places the organism in Eukaryota, Haptophyta, Isochrysidales, Noelaerhabdaceae.